Molecule: messenger RNA, 3963 nt
Organism: Entrophospora sp. SA101
Lineage: Eukaryota; Fungi; Glomeromycota; Glomeromycetes; Entrophosporales; Entrophosporaceae
Source: the annotation of a GenBank genome assembly
AUGGUAAAUUUUUCCAAGCCAAUAGCUGAUGGUCCAAUAUCGGGAAUUGACAAAUAUACCCUAAAUGUUCCUUAUAAAAAUCGAUUAGCAAAAGUUACAGUACGUCCAACACCACAGGAAACUUUUAAAGAACAUAAAAAGCUUUUCAAGUAUGUUGCUGGUGGCCACCAAAAAGUUGGGGUUAAUAGACAAUUUUUCAGACAACUUCAAGCAAUUAUAAAAAUAAUAAUUCCAAAGAUUCGUUCAAAAGAACUUUCUAUAUUGUUUUUACAUUCAUUAUUCUUGGUUUUGAGAACUUGGCUAAGUAUUGUUGUAGCAAAAUUAGACGGAAGAAUUGUUCGUGACCUGGUUGCUGAAAAUGAUAUAGCACGUUUCUGCGAUACUCUUUCAUCUCUUUAUUCAAAUUUAGGCAAACCACUAUUAGACAUGAUUAUAUUUAAUUAUCAAUUAUCUAAAAGUAUUGGUGUGACAGGAAUGUCAGGAUUAUUUGGAAUGUAUAUUGCUACAGCUUGGAUUCUAAGGAAAGUUUCACCAUCCUUUGGAAAAUUGGCUGCUCAUGAGGCCAAGUUAGAAGGUGACUUCCGUAUAGCACAUAACAGAAUCAUAACAAAUGCAGAGGAAAUUGCUUUUUAUAAUGGUGCACAAUUGGAACAUAAAAUAUUGAACCGAACAUAUUUGAAACUAAUUAAGCACAUCAAUUCAAUCUUUAAAAUCAGAAUUUUCUAUAAUAUGUUUGAAGAUUUUGUUAUUAAAUAUUCUUGGAGUGCAUUUGGCCUAUUGACAAUUGCUGUUCCAGUUUUUUUUCCUGCUUGGGGUGGAAGAGGUGGAAAAACAGAGUUGGAAGGAGUUAGUUCAAAUGGAAAAGAAAGGGAUCGUACAAAAGCAUACAUUACAAAUAAAAGGCUUAUGUUAACAUUGGCUGACGCUGGUGGACGUUUGAUGUACUCUUACAAAGAACUUGCAGAACUUGCAGGAUUUACUUCAAGGGUAUAUUCUUUAUUGUCAGUUCUUCAUUCAUUAUAUGCUAACGAAUAUAUUGGAUCAGAAAAUCAAGAAACUUAUUCGCUUGAUAAUAUCCAAGGAAAAAUUACUUAUGAUCAUGAGGGACUCGACUUUCAAGAUGUUCCAAUUGUCAUUCCAGGUAAUAAAAAAGGUGGCGAGGAAUUGGUUAAGGAUUUAAAUUUUUCAAUAAAACCUGGACAGCAUUUAUUAAUUACUGGUCCAAAUGGUGUUGGCAAAACUAGUAUUUCAAGAGUUAUUGCCACAUUAUGGCCAAUUUUUAGAGGUACUCUUUCAAGGCCAAAUGUUGGUGAUAUUUUUUAUAUACCUCAAAAACCAUAUCUUAGUAUCGGUACUCUUCGUGACCAGAUUAUAUAUCCACAUUCAUAUGCAGAUAUGCUUCAAGCAAAAAGAACUGAUGAUGAAUUGGUGGAAAUUUUAAAUGCAGUUCAUUUAUCGCUUAUACCUGGGCGUGAAGGUGGCUGGGAAACAAAAAAAGAAUGGAAAGAUGUUUUUUCUGGAGGAGAAAAACAAAGGGUUAGCAUCGCUAGACUUUUCUACCAUAAACCAAAAUUUGCAAUCCUUGAUGAAUGUAAGCACGCUGUAAGUUCUGACGUGGAAGGAUUGAUGUAUCAACAUGCAAAAGAUAUAGGAAUCACUCUUAUUACAAUAUCUCAUCGACCAUCACUAUUCAAAUAUCACAGUCAUUUAUUAAAACUUAGUGGUGAGAAAGGUACCUGGACAUUUACUACAAUUGGAACACCAGAGGAACGUAUGUCAUUGGAUAAGGAAGUCGCUGCAUUAGAAAAUAAGCUUAAAGAUGUUGAAAAAAUCAAAGAAAGAAUUGAUGAAAUCAAUAAGGAAUUGCAAUUAAGCACUGCAAAGGAUAAAACCGCAGCACCUAAAUCUCAAGUUGAACUGAAACCUACAAGAAGUAGUGCGAGAAUACAAAAUAUAAAGGUGGUAGGCGCUAAUAAAGGUAAUAAAGUUAUUAAUGGUAUUGAUAAUAUUAAUAUUAAAGAUAUGGGCUCAAAUUUUAAUCAAGACAGUAGUGAAAAUGAAAGUGGCGAUAUGGAAGUUCUUGAUAACAACAACACUGGUACUGAAAACAGCAACGAUGAUAGUGGUAAGAAAAAACGUGGCAGAAAACCAAAAAAUCCUAGCUCAGAAAACGAUAAUAAAUCAGACGAAUCUAUUAAUGCCGACGUAAAUAUUAACGACUCUGAAAACUUGAUUUCAAAAGAACAAAUUACAAUCUCUACGAUUAACACCGCUACUACAGCAACAACAAAUGUUAGAGGAAGAAAGAAGAAGAUAGUGGAUGAUAGUAAUGACGGUGAUAAAUCCGAUGAAAUUAAUAAAGAUGCCACAAAACCAGUUGUCAAAGAAGCAGAAGAACAAGACAAAUCAUCUGAUACAACUAUUACCAAAGUCAAGUCUACUAAGGGAAGAAAGAAAAAGGUAAUUGACGACGAUAAAGUUGGUAAAUCCGAUGAAAAUAAUAAAGAUACCACAAAACUAGUCGAUAAAGAAGUGGAAGUACAAGAUAAAUCGUCUGAUGCAACAACUAUUACUAAAGCUAAACCUACUAGAGGAAGAAAGAAAAAGGUGGUUGACGGUGAUAAUGACGGCGAUAAAUCCGAUGAAAAUAAUAAAGAUAGCACAAAACUAGUUGAUAAAGAGGUGGAAGUACAAGAUAAAUCAUCUGAUGCAACAACUAUUACUAAAGCUAAACCUACCAGAGGAAGAAAGAAAAAGACAUCUGAUGAAAUUAAUAAAAAUGUAGAAAUAGAAUUAUCAUCAUCGACUACCAAUAAUAUCACUACUGUGCCUACCAGGGGAAGAAAGAAAAAAUUAACUUAUGAUGGUGAUGAAUCUGAUAUACCUGAUGAAUCGAAUACAAAAAAUGCGACAAUUGACGAGACAGGAACAAAUAUUCAAAAAAAACCAAUCGAUGCUACCACUUCUAGUCCUAACACUAAAUCUGCUAAAGGAGAAAAGAAGACAAUUAAUGAUGAUAUUGGUAAAGCCGAUGAAAACAAUAAAGAUAACUUUAAAAUUUUUGAAGUAGAAGUUGAAAUGGAAUCUUCCGCUAAGACUAUCGAAAAAGUUAAAUCUACGAAGGGAAGAAAGAAGAAAGUAGUUAAUAACGAUGGCGAUAAAUCUGUUGAUGUCAAUAAUACAAACGAAUCGAAAGUUCCUGGUUCAGAAAUAGAAACACAAAAUGAAUCAUCAGAUACUGCAAAUGUUGCUAUUAAAACCAAAGCCACUAAGGGAAGAAAGAAAAAAGUAGUUGAUGAAGGUGACAAGGCAGAUAAAAUUGAUAUUAAUGAAUUGAACGGAGCUAAUACAGAAGUAAAAGCACCAAACAAGCCAUCAGAUAUUGAUUCUGUCGCUAGCACCAAUACUUCAACUAAAAUUAAAUCAACUAGGGGAAGAAAAAAGAAAGUUGUAGAUGAUAUUGGUGAUAACAAUGACAGUGAUAAGGCUGUUCAAGUAAAUACAAGCGAAUCUAACGCAGCUACUGACGUAAACAUGGAAGUACAAAUUGAAUCAUCGAAUGCAACUACUAAUAACAACAAUACUGAUGAUACUGUUAAAACCGCCAAAAGAAAAGGAUCUAGUGAUGAUGAUGAAGAGAAAUCUCAAGAAUCUGUAGCUACUAAAUCCAAAAGAGGGAGGAAAAAGGCCAAAGUUGAUACUGAUGAGCCUAAAGAUGAACCUAGUAAGUCCGACCUAAAUAUAGAAGCAAAUCCUCAAAAAGAGAAUAACAAUAAUAAAACUGCUAGUAGUGGUAACACCGUCACAUCUUCUAAUAAAGGAAGAAAAAGAAAAUUAGCUGAUGUUGAUGAGGAGAAAGAGAAGAAGACAAGUGAACCAAGCAACCGACGUGGCAGAAAGAUUACAGAGAAACAAAUUACAGUAUUAGAAUCAUCUGAUGUUACAUCGAUCACUACUAAUUAA